CCAGAUUUAGAAAGCCUUGAAAUUCUUCUUAUUAAACAUUUGUCUUUGAAGUUGAAUGCAUCUAGUCUGAAUUUACUUAAAGUCUCCUUUUACCAGCUAACUGAUUUUUAUUUGCAAUUUUUUUUCUUUGGAGGAUAAAAGGAUCCUUAGUUUGGAUCAAGAACCUCUGGCUUGUCUCCAUGGAUAAGGGUAGUGGAUGGUUCUUCCCAACAAUGUGCCCAAAGUACAUAAUUUCUCUUAUAAUCAUCAUCCUUACCAGCAUUGCAAUGCGUAUUAAGUAUGUCAUGUUCCAGAGCGGCAAACCCCUUAACACCUCAUCUCCUAAGCCUAAGAGCACCCUGAUUAUCCUGGGUUCAGGGGGUCAUACUGCUGAGAUGCUUAAUCUCGUCUCUGUGCUUCAGAAGGACAGGUUUACACCAAGGUUCUAUAUUGCAGCUUGGACUGAUAACAUGAGUCUUCAAACUCAUGUAUUGGAAGACUCCUUGAUUAAUCAGACUGGUGAUAAGAAAGUUCUAGAGGCUUCCCAGUUCAUGCAGAUAUAUCGAAGCCGGGAAGUUGGUCAAUCAUAUUUAACUUCUGUUGGGACAACCCUAAUAGCUACAGCUCAUGCCUUCUGGCUAAUGACUAAAAUCAGGCCCCAAAUGAUACUAUGCAAUGGCCCUGGGACUUGUAUCCCUCUCUGUGUAGUUGCUUUCAUUUUUAAGGUUGUUGGGAUUAGAUGGUCAUCCAUUUUCUAUGUUGAGAGUAUAGCACGAGUUAGGAAGCUCUCAUUGAGUGGCUUGCUUCUCUAUAAAUUACGCAUGGCUGAUCAGUUAUUUGUGCAAUGGUCACAAUUACAAAGGAAAUACCUGCGAGCACAAUAUGUUGGCCAUCUCAUGUAAUUAAUUCAAUUAUGCUGUUGCUAGUGGUGUUUGUCUCUCUUC
Telopea speciosissima is the source of this 923-nucleotide messenger RNA. RefSeq names its product UDP-N-acetylglucosamine transferase subunit ALG14 homolog. The record is from RefSeq and is a predicted model, not a curated record. Gene Ontology annotation, biological process: dolichol-linked oligosaccharide biosynthetic process. Gene Ontology annotation, cellular component: UDP-N-acetylglucosamine transferase complex. Lineage: Eukaryota; Viridiplantae; Streptophyta; Magnoliopsida; Proteales; Proteaceae.